Messenger RNA from Talaromyces atroroseus, 480 nucleotides. RefSeq lists its product as hypothetical. The coding region runs from base 1 to 480 and encodes 159 amino acids. The record is from RefSeq and is a predicted model, not a curated record. The transcript is spliced from 4 exons. Gene Ontology annotation, cellular component: cytoplasm. NCBI's taxonomy places the organism in Eukaryota, Fungi, Ascomycota, Eurotiomycetes, Eurotiales, Trichocomaceae.
AUGUCUCGUGAUCUCGCCCACGGUUUCUCCGGGGUCCUCACGGGGUACUGUGCGCCGGUGGCCCCCUUCGUGGGUGUUAAGAGCAUCUCUCGUCUGUUGAACAUUCAAUUGGGGUUGAUUAUGGAGGGUCACGAUGGUUGUACGUUUACACAUUUAUCUCCCGACAUACACCAACCUGAUGCAUUGGCUGACUGGAAGAUUCAGCUCGGACGUUUAUCACAUUACGCGUUUGACGCAGUGCUGAUUUCUGCCUUUCUGGCAGGUAUCAAGCGAUCAACUGGCCUCACGGGGGCAAAGAAAAGAGGCAGGGCCGAUGUCUUCAGGACCCAAGCGCACAGCCCCAGUCUUAAUGCAGACAAAAUCACCGAUAGCAAGGAUAUCAAGCGGUGGAUAGAAAGUUACCUCGGAGUCGGCGAAUGGGUGAUGGACCAAUCCGUUGCAGUCCUGGGUUCGACCUCGUACUUUGAGCGACGACGUUAG